AGUGUAGAAGUCAGAAUUUGUGAUCAAGCAGUAAAAAGAAUAGCCAAAUUUUCUGAGGUGAUUGCUAAAUUUAAUUUUGCAGAUAUGGCCUUGGUUAAUCACAUUCUCCGUCGCGCUGUUUCGCAAUCGGUUAUUCGAAACGCUGUGACUGGUCCUUCGGCAGUUGCUGGACAUGCAAGUGGUGGCUAUAAAGUCUGGAAGAAAUUAUCUUUCUUUGUUGCAAUUCCAGCCGUUGGUCUGUGCAUGUUGAACGCUUACUUAAAACACCAGGAAGAACAUGGACAUCCUCGAGCGGAAUUCAUUCCAUACGAGCAUAUGCGUAUUCGCAACAAGCGUUUCCCAUGGGGAGAAGGCCGUCGCAGUUUGUUCCAUAACCCCCACGUCAAUCCUCUGCCGGAUGGUUAUGAAGAUUAAAUCUGUAAUCUUUCGAGCGUGUCCCAGGUAGUUCAUUAAAAUUAAUCUGUCGCUCCAGA
This is a messenger RNA of Ochlerotatus camptorhynchus, 473 nucleotides long. It is a transcript of the gene levy, whose product is annotated as levy. Gene Ontology annotation, molecular function: enzyme regulator activity. The record is from RefSeq and is a predicted model, not a curated record. The transcript is spliced from 2 exons. Lineage: Eukaryota; Metazoa; Arthropoda; Insecta; Diptera; Culicidae. Gene Ontology annotation, cellular component: mitochondrial inner membrane. Gene Ontology annotation, biological process: mitochondrial electron transport, cytochrome c to oxygen. Bases 85 to 414 code for a protein of 109 amino acids.